AUGGGGUGUCUCGUCUACGUGCCGUUCUGCCUCAAGGACCCAACUCUGAAAGCGGACACCACUUCGAAUUGGAUAGAGUGCUACGAUCCAUCUAGCAACUCUUGGAGCUACGUGAGCCUAAUCCCUCACGUGGUGGAAGGACAUGUUUUGAAGGGCUUCGCGAUGGUGUCGGUCGGAGACAUGAUUUAUGUCAUCGGUGGCCGGCUCUGCCACAAGGAGAUGACUCAUGUCUCGGAUGAGUUAGCCGAUUGGGUCGACGUUGAGGUGGAGAUACUGUCGACCGUUAUGAAGUACAACACGAGGACCGAACAAUGGUCCAUGUGCGCGACGCUGGGGACCUCGCGUUCGGAUUUCGCAUGUACCGUAUGGGAUAACAAGAUCUAUGUGGCGGGCGGGCAGUCGAAUUUGGGUUGUGCCAGGGGGAUUUCGUCCGCGGAAGUGUAUGAUCCAAGUGUAGACGAGUGGAGUCCUUUGCCUAGCAUGAACACCAUGAGGUACAAAUCGGUUGGAGUGACAUGGCAAGACAAGAUCCAUGUGGUCAGCGGGUUCGUGGAGCGGUUGGACUCAGACAGGGCAUCUCCGUUCAUCACCGAGCGGAGCUCGGUGGAGGUUUUCGACCCGAGAACCGGGACGUGGGAGCUGAUGGCGAGGAUGUGGCAACUGGACAUCCCCCCCAACCAAAUCGUCACGGUUGACGGGAAGCUGUUCAGCUCCGGAGAUUGCUUGAAAGCUUGGAAGGGCCACAUUGAGGCAUAUGAUGCGGGGCUAAACAUGUGGAAUGAAGUUGAGUACUCAUGUCUCCGAGAAUUGUCACAACCUAUGAGCACAUCAAGCAACGAAUGCGUUACGAACGAGUACCUGUCGCCAGCGAUCAAGAGGCUCUAUCUUACCAUGGCACCAAUUGGGACUCACUUGUACUUCUUGGGAGGGUAUCGGUUCUCGGGGGAGACGUCGCACACCAUCUCCAAGGCUUGCAAAUUCGACACGUCGGCGACCACCGCCAAUGCUUGGAUGAGGUUCGAUCCAAUCGUGGAAGCAGCGGAGAAGGAGCUCUGCAGCCACUGCUGUGUCGUUAAGCUCUUGUAA
Syzygium oleosum is the source of this 1086-nucleotide messenger RNA. RefSeq lists its product as uncharacterized. Gene Ontology annotation, molecular function: protein binding. The transcript has a single exon. Lineage: Eukaryota; Viridiplantae; Streptophyta; Magnoliopsida; Myrtales; Myrtaceae. Bases 1 to 1086 code for a protein of 361 amino acids. The record is from RefSeq and is a predicted model, not a curated record.